Messenger RNA from Aegilops tauschii subsp. strangulata, 2223 nucleotides. RefSeq lists its product as uncharacterized. Lineage: Eukaryota; Viridiplantae; Streptophyta; Magnoliopsida; Poales; Poaceae. Gene Ontology annotation, biological process: proteolysis. Gene Ontology annotation, molecular function: aspartic-type endopeptidase activity. The record is from RefSeq and is a predicted model, not a curated record.
AUGGAGGCGUUCCAGGAGCGGAUGCUCAAGGAAUUCGCCGUGCUCCGCGAGAACCAGAGCAAAUUGGCGGUCGUGGAUGACAUCUACGCGAAGCUGGUGUCGCUGGAUGCGAAGCUCACGGAGCAAGCGACGCGCCUGGAUCAAGUGCAGGUCAAGGUCAAUCUGUCCUGCGACACAUUGGGGCAAGUGCAGCAGGGGCAGCUUCAUGCGGCGAGAGGAGACAAGACCACGGGGCAGGGCGAGAGCUCUUCGCCCACAACAUCUGAGGUUUCGGAUGGGAUUCUCGGCGCAGGACCGCGUUACAGCAACCACCACCACCACCAGUCCAGGUACCUGCUACUCUGGCCGUUGUUCAGUUGCCCGUGCCGAUUGCAGUCGAGGAGAAUGACUGCAGCAUUCCAUACUUGGGAACAAUUCUGCGAGGCCAUUCUGAAGGAAUUUGAUGUAGAUGUUUACCGUCAGAAGAUGAAGGAGUUGAUGCUGCUCAAGCAGACAGGUACUGUCGAAGAAUAUAAGCACCAGUUCCUGCACUUGGUGUAUACGGUCAGGUUGUAUGAGCCAACGAUCAGCGACACAUUUCUGGUCACUCGCUUUGUGAUGGGACUGAAGGACGAACUUCGUGCUGGGGUAGAAGUUCAGAUACCUACAACAAUACAAAUGGCUGCCCUGUAUGCCUCAGUUCAGGAAGGGUUACUGCUGCAACAAAAAACUCCUAAACCACCUUUCUCCAAAAACUCUUACACAAAGAGUGACAGUAAACCUCAGCUGGCCACAGGUGACUUGUGGAAAGCAAAGCAGCUCAAGGAGUACAGGCAUGCUAAUGGGUUAUGUUAUAAGUGUGGGGAGAAGUUCAUGCCAGGUCACAUGUGUAAUCAACCCACUGUUCAAACAGGUCAACUAAAGGCUGCAGAAAUGGUGGAUCCCCAUGAGAUCAUCUCAGAUGCAGUAUUAGAUGCUCUGGUGACUGAUGGCCAUGAGGAAUGUGCAGCUAUCUCAGCAACAGCUUUGUCAGGAGCACCUCGCCCCAGAACAAUUCAGUUGAGGGCAUUGGUUGGGAAUCAGGUUGUUCUCAUUCUGAUAGAUUCAGGCAGUACUCACUCAUUUGUGGAUCAGGCCUUACUGAGCAGGAUUUCUGUGACUACAGCAAAGUUACCAGUGCCAAUGCAAGUCAAAGUUGCUAAUGGAAAUCUGGUGAAGUGCACUGAAUGUGUCCCUCAACUAACCUGGUGGUUGGAGGGGCAUAGUUUCACCAGUCCUAUGCAUGUUUUUCCCUUGGGUGGUCAUGACAUUAUUCUGGGUAUAGAUUGGCUUGAGCAAUGGGGUGUUAUGCAGUGCCACUGGGCAGCAAAGUGGAUACAAUUCCAAUAUGAAGGACAGGAGGUCAGACUGCAGGGAGUGUUGCCAGUACAACAAGACCACAUUGAGGAAAUAUCAGCUGAGCAAUUACUUAAAUGGGAAAAGGGUAAUGAUGUGUGGGCAACAGCACUUCUGAACCGCAUUGUUAUGGAACCUGCUGUAGAAAUUCCUCCUGCAGUACAACAAAUCUUGGAUAGAAACAAAGAAGUAUUUCAAGAACCAAAGACACUUCCUCCUCACAGAGCUUUGGAUCAUGCCAUCCACUUGAAACCUGAUGCUGUACCAGCAAACUGUAGACCAUACAGGUAUUCUCCUUUGCAAAAAGAUGAAAUAGAGAGGCAGGUAUCUGAAAUGUUACAAGCAGGGCUGAUUACUCCCAGCAUAAGUCCUUUUGCUUCUCCUAUUUUGUUGGUGAAGAAGAAAGAUGGAACUUGGAGAUUCUGUGUGGAUUAUAGAAGGCUGAAUGACCUGACAAUCAAAAGUAAAUUUCCUUUGCCUGUGAUUGAUGAGUUAUUGGAUGAAUUAGGGGGCUCCAAGUGGUUUUCCAAGUUGGACCUUCGAGCUGGGUAUCAUCAGAUCGGGAUGAAAGAGGAAGAUGAGCACAAGACUGCAUUUAAAACUCACCAUGGCCAGUUUCAGUUCAGAGUUGUUCCAUUUGGGCUAGCCACUGCUCCAGGCACAUUCCAAUGUGUUAUGAACUUUGUGUUUGCAGGACCAAACAGGAAGUUUGUAUUAGUGUUUAUGGAUGAUAUUCUAGUGUUCAGUCAGACUUUUGAGGAACAUUUAGAACACUUACAGAUUGUGUUUGAUCUUCUGAAAGAGCACCAGUUCUAUGUGAAGGAAAGCAAGUGUGCUUUUGCACAAUAG